This is a messenger RNA of Thunnus maccoyii (southern bluefin tuna), 3131 nucleotides long. It is a transcript of the gene cdc42se2, whose product is annotated as CDC42 small effector 2. Gene Ontology annotation, cellular component: plasma membrane. The record is from RefSeq and is a predicted model, not a curated record. NCBI's taxonomy places the organism in Eukaryota, Metazoa, Chordata, Actinopteri, Scombriformes, Scombridae. The transcript has 5 exons. Gene Ontology annotation, molecular function: small GTPase binding. Gene Ontology annotation, biological process: regulation of Rho protein signal transduction. The coding region runs from base 280 to 510 and encodes 76 amino acids.
CGACGAGCGUAGUUCCUGGGCUACUUUUUUUUUUUUUGGCAUUCUUCAGCUUUCAGUCGAUCUCCGGCAAAACCGGCCGACAUCUGGAGUGCGCUGCCCUGUGUUGGGAAAGCAGUUCGUGUGCCAACGGUUUACCCUCCCAGAGAAACCAGCGGUGUGUGUCUGUCAUCAGCUUCCGCUGUGUGUUUGUGGCUCUGGUAACACUGAACAGGAAGACAGACGGAGAGAGACGUCUGAACUGAGAGAGGAAACUGCUGCGGCUUCUUCGUUGGCCUCAGAAUGACUGAGUUCUGGGUUUGUUUCAGCUGCUGCAUUGCAGAGCAGCCUCAGCCUAAACGGCGGCGACGGAUCGAUCGCUCCAUGAUCGGGGAGCCAACAAACUUUGUUCACACCACACAUGUAGGCUCAGGGGACAUGGGUCUGGGACUGGCAUCAGUGGACCUCGUUCAGGCCCAGAUGAAAUCCAAAGGGGGCUACGCGCACGGAGGGUCUGAAGGCUCUCAGUUGUAACAAGCCCUUCAGUCUUGUGGAAACUACUGUUGUUGAUAUGAGGAAGCAUUUUCAAAAAAGCAGUUCUGUCCAAAAUGGACACAGGACCAAAAGAUGAAAACUACUGCUUUUCCAUAAUGUUGUAUAUAUUUUUAUUUUCCAUUCCCUUUUUUUUUAUGAAAGCACUGCUAUCCAUUUGCUGCCAUACUGUUGCACUGUAAAGAGUAACUGUUAAGAGUAGAGAAAGAGGGUUUAGGAAGCUCAUAAUCUCAGUCAGACGUAUGCUUGUGUGUAUGCAUGAGGAAAAUAUUUUCAGAAAUAUUUGCUGUCGUAGCCCAUUUGGAUGCCUGUAUUUAUUAUCUGAUUUGUAAACGGACCUCACGGUGGCUGGGCCACGCUGGAGAUUUGGAACAUUAUGUUUCCUUCUUUUAUUCUCAGAGGUUUAUCAAAGGACAGGUAGAAGAAGCAAGGCAAAAAAAAGCAAAAUGUUCAUUGUUUUAUUCUGAGAAAUACUCAUAGUUCUCUGAGUUGCUUUCAGGGUUGAAGAUUGCUGUUGUAAUAAACUUGAAAUGAGUAGAGUACACUGGACCAUACAUUGUACACUCACACUUGCUUAGGAAUUUCGCAUUGAUUUCGACUGUUUGUUUUGGUUUUUUUUAUAUUCAUUUAGAUUGAACCAUAUAGAAUUUUAAUAAACUAUGAACCUCCUAAUCUGCCUUUCGACGUCAUGUUCGUUAUUUUUCUUCAUAGUGUGAUUUUUAGCAGGUGCCACUGCAAAUGCUAAGCUUGGUAGUUUCAAGAAGAUUCAUAUUUUUAUAUGAUUUUUUUUUUCUCUCUUUUUUUAAAUCCAGUAAACCAGCUAGAGACCAAGAAAUAAAAUUGGAAGCAACCAAAUCAACACUGCAAAUAAAUGUGGGUCAGGUUGAGUUGGGGGGGGGGGUUAUCUUCACAGUUAGAUCCAACUUAACACUGUAGUAUGUUUUUUGUGUUACAUAAUGAGUCAUGAGUUUUUAUGGCUAUUUCUCAACAUAAAAUCAUUUGCAGGGUUCGUUUUUUUUGGGGGGGGGGGGGUAAUACACUUACAGUUUAAGCAGAGAUGAUUUGGUUCUUGUCCCUGUCGGGCCUCUUAAAGCUGAAAAAAUGCUACUAAAUAGAAUUCAAACUAAUCUGACCCACCUUUUUUUGUAGCAGUGUUAAUAUGAUCAAUAUAUAUAUUAUCAAAAACAAACACAAUGGACAUUAAACCCAGCUAUUCCUCAUUUUCCUGUUUUUGUUUAAAAGUUUAUCCACCUCACAGCAGAUUUUAUAUUUUAUAUCCAUGUUUCCUCUCUUAGGGAAAAAGCAAAUAAAUGCAGUUCUUUCUUAUUGCCUGUUUAUGUUGUUAUCAGUCUCGUCAGACUCGAGCUCAUGUUAUCCUUGUUAUUGACUGGUGCUGAAAUUACAACAGAAACCUUGACUGGCUGGGUCAUUUUCGUCCCUCAGUAUUGUCAUACGUUGUCCAAAUUUCUCAACCAGGCUCCAUGGAAGAAGGCCUUAAACAAAUCUUUGCAGGCAGCGACAGAGCAGCAGCAGUAUGAAUGUUACAUAUACUGUAUGACCUCACUUACUUGAGGGGUAAUCUGUGUUGACCAUGUACACGCUGCUCAUCACCACUAACAGUGAUUACUGAUGAAGCAGGCCUGGUUCUGUUAAUGCAUGUGAUUGUGUGUCCUCCAUGUACAUCCCGUGGUUGAGUACAUCUACAACAGAAUGUGUUUGUAUAACAAAGUCAACAAAAAAAAAAAAGUAUGUAGAUUGGUGUUAAGAGCUAUUUACGUAACCUACCUGAUAGAGAAUACCUAAUGGAUAUGUGAUAUCUGACCAUUUGUAAACAGGUAACAGAGGAGAGAGAUUUAAUCAGAUCUUUUAAAACUGAAAAACGUACCCAUUGGGACAAAUGUGCAGGCGUUAAGGUUUGAUUCAGCAGACGGGAGAUUUACACCCUCUUUGUGGUGACAGGUACUUCCUGUAAUGCUGUAUAAGAGGAAAAUUGACCAGCAUUGCAUUGAUUGUGUUGUCACUCCUCCAGCAUCACACAAGGUGACCCUCGAAACUUUCAAACCUUCACUGACAGAUUUGAUCAUUCAUCAGGCUACAUUCUUGUAACUCAUUUAUUCCUGUUCAAAAUGUUUUUUGUAGUAAUUUCUGUGUGAAAAGUGAUCCUCCAUAUGAUUGUUUUUUCUCCCUCUGGGGCUAAAUGCUGUAAUGUCAAGACCUACUGGGGUUGCAGUAUAUUAUGUGACCAGCAGGCCGUGCUAGUGGAGUGAUUGAAUGUGAUAAAAAAAAAAAAAAUGUUUCCUUAUCACUAGAUUCUGUGAUAGGACUUACUGUAUGAUGGUGUAAAUACAUAACAAAAAAAAGUAAUGGAUCCAUGGUUUAUAUGUCUUCAGGUUCAUACAUAUUUUUGGUUAUUUUUUGUAUAACAUUGUUUGAAAAGGCAGAGUUGGAGCAGUGGUUGUUGUUGUUGUUUUUUGUUUUUUGUCAUUUUGUUUCUGAGAAUCUGCCUGACAUGUAGUUCCCACUUUUGGGGAAAUUCAUCUGUCUUUUAUCUGCAUUUUUUCAGAAUAAGCAAUGAAAAAUAAAUGUCAUCUGUUGAUGUUUGA